Rhinocladiella mackenziei CBS 650.93 is the source of this 723-nucleotide messenger RNA. RefSeq lists its product as uncharacterized. The record is from RefSeq and is a predicted model, not a curated record. The transcript is spliced from 3 exons. NCBI's taxonomy places the organism in Eukaryota, Fungi, Ascomycota, Eurotiomycetes, Chaetothyriales, Herpotrichiellaceae. The coding region runs from base 1 to 723 and encodes 240 amino acids.
AUGUUGGUUUCAUCAUCAGAGCAUCAUUAUGAACUGUUCUGGCGGAUCUCCUAUUAUGGUCAUGUCAUCAGAUUAACACUUUCCCAAUGCCAUCCAAAUUCCCACGACGGAUUGGCAACCCAACAGUCCUUGUACCCCGAUCCCAGGAGUCACUUGAUAGCCGCACCCACCAUACCCCUCAACUCGAAUAAUGAAUCUUUCAAACCCUCCAAACUCUUUGAUGUCUCCGGCAAAGUUGCCCUCAUCGCCCGAGGCCGCAGUGGCGUUGGCUUUAUGGCAACCCAAGCUCUCGCCACCGACAGCGCCGAAGUCUAUAUCUGUGGCCUCAACAAUACCGGCACCGCGCUCAAUACACAACAGACCGAAGUAUCCUCCGCCGAAGAGAUGUCACGCAACUCGUUUGAUGACUCCAACGAGACCUUCGACAUGUGGGCCGACAGGGAGCGCACGAACGUGGCACAACUCUUCAUGACUACCGCGUUCCUCCUGCUCCACAUAUACACGACGAUAACUUCUCCGGCACCGCAAUCCACAUCACCUCGAUCAGCCGCCCAUAUCCCGCGCAACAAGUACAAGGAGAAAAUCUCCGCCGCACGGUCUGGCGAAGAUAGGGAUAUGGCGAAUGCGAAUCUUUUUGCGGCGACGAAUCAGUCCCUUAAUGGUCAGACCGUUGCUGUCGAUGAUGGGUAUGUUCUCAGUACGAGCAGUGCAUCACAGUUAUGA